AUGGUUUCCCCAGCGUCCCCCAUUCUGCUGCAAAAACCUCGGGAUCCACCAACCUUCCAUGGAUCAUCGUCUGAAGACUCAGAAACCGGGCUGGAGACGUAUUUGUCUUCUGGAGACCUGAUUCAAGACAUUGCACUCUUCUCCCGAGUGGGCAUAUCCACUGGACGCCUGGCUGUCAGAGCCACAUGCAAGGCACUGUGGCACAGGCCUCAGCCAAUAUACAUGCCCAAGCCAGACGCUGCUGCGUGGCUGCACACUGCUGAGGGGUUCUCUCGCACAUGGCAGUUCCUAAACUGCAUUGGUGCAGUUGAUGGAAAACACAUUCACAUCAAGCGGCCCAAGAACUCUGGCACCAUGUAUUUCAAUUAUAAGGGCACACACUCCAUCGUCCUCCUUGCCAUAGUCCAUAGUGACUACAAGCUUGUGGUCGUGGAUAUUGGCGCCUAUGGCAAGCACAGCGACGGAGGAGUCCUCCACCAGUCGCAGUUUGGGCAGCACUUGGAGCAAGGCCAGUUGCAGUUGCCGAGAAGCUUGGCCUUGCCAAACAGCAUCGAGCAAGCUGCGGGUGUGUUUGUCGGGGACGAGGCUUUCCAGCUCCGGCCAGACUUCCUGAGGCCAUACCCUGGACGAGAGCUCGAAGACAGGAAGCGGAUCUUCAACUACCGCCUGAGCAGAGCAAGGAGGUGCGCAGAGAACGCCUUCGGAAUCCUCGUGACACGCUGGAGGAUUCUUGAAAGGACAAUGGGGGAAGAUCCCAAGAAUGCCGAAGAGGUGGUCAUAGCCCUUUGUGUGCUGCACAAUUUCCUCAUGCACAGGCGCACAGAGGGCGAUGAUGCGUACUGUGGUCCUGCAUAUGCAGAUUCUGUCAAUGGAUUCUGGCACCAAUGGUCUGGCCACUGGC
This is a messenger RNA of Dermacentor andersoni, 901 nucleotides long. NCBI's taxonomy places the organism in Eukaryota, Metazoa, Arthropoda, Arachnida, Ixodida, Ixodidae. The record is from RefSeq and is a predicted model, not a curated record.